Messenger RNA from Mustela erminea (ermine), 1647 nucleotides. It is a transcript of the gene DUSP18, whose product is annotated as dual specificity phosphatase 18. Gene Ontology annotation, biological process: protein dephosphorylation. NCBI's taxonomy places the organism in Eukaryota, Metazoa, Chordata, Mammalia, Carnivora, Mustelidae. Gene Ontology annotation, molecular function: MAP kinase tyrosine/serine/threonine phosphatase activity. The record is from RefSeq and is a predicted model, not a curated record. The transcript is spliced from 2 exons. Bases 475 to 1041 code for a protein of 188 amino acids.
CUGAGGACGCAGCAGGAUUGUCCCUCGGCAGCCGCCGUGGUUGCAGCCCGGCGCGUUGCCGUGGAGACGGGCUGGUCGAGGUGGAGCCGGCUGCCGCGCGCUGAGCUGAUUCUACCUCUCCGCCAGGACUCAUGUGGCCCCCGCGUGAUCGCGGGGCGGGUAACGGGGUAAGACCCGGCGGGGAAGCUCCAGGGAACCGAAACGAGACCGGGGUUUCCAGAAGACCCGGCACAGCGGAUUCCUCCCCGCGAGGAGGGACCAUUGCUAUGGAAACCAGAGCGCGGGGCAGCGGGGGAUUGUGGCUCCCAGAUGGUGACCGAUCUUCUGUCUCCCCGAGACCCUCACCCGAGGCUUCGGGCGCGAUUGAUUUCUGAACGAACCUGCCCUCCCGCCCACGGGAGAGAGUUUUCCAUGGCACAACCCAACAGAAAGAUGUAGCCUUUGUGCCUCUCUGGCCGCUGACCCCCUGGCCCGAUGACAGCACCCCCGUGUCCCUUUCCGGUUCAGUUCCGGCAGCCCUCGGUCAGCGGCCUCUCCCAGAUCACCAGCAGCCUGUACAUCAGCAACGGGGCAGCUGCCAACAACAAGCUCCUGCUCGCCAGCAACCAGAUCACCACGGUCAUCAACGUCUCGGUCGAAGUGGUAAAUACCUUAUACGAGGACAUCCAGUACAUACAGGUGCCUGUGGCCGACACCCCCACCUCGCGUCUUUGUGACUUCUUUGAUCCCAUUGCUGACCACAUCCACAGCGUGGAGGUGAAGCAGGGCCGCACACUGCUGCAUUGUGCCGCUGGAGUGAGCCGCUCUGCCGCACUCUGCCUCGCCUACCUCAUGAAGUACCACGCCAUGUCCCUGCGGGACGCCCACGCAUGGACCAGGUCAUGCCGGCCCAUCAUCCGGCCCAACCACGGCUUCUGGGAGCAGCUCGUCCACUACGAGUUCCAGCUGUUCGGCAAGAACACCGUGCACAUGGUCAGCUCCCCGAUGGGAGUGAUCCCUGACAUCUACGAGAAGGAGGUCUGUUUGAUGAUUCCUCUGUGAGCCAUCCUGCCAGCCCCCCACACUCAGGUCAGGGGUGCAGAUCUGCUGUGGACCCUCCACCCAGACCUGAACAUAAACAUUUCACUUCUGCUGAUACAGAAAAAAAACAGAUGAGGCCUUUCAUAAGGGCCAGGAAAAAAGGAAAGGUGCUGUAGCUUUUAAUCUUAUUAUCCCUAUCUUCAAAGAUUAACUCCACUAACCAUACAGGGGUGCAGAGAAGUUUCCUACCCUUGUGAGUGACAGGUCAUGGCUGCUGGCCAGAGGGGAAGAGUGAGGCAAGUGCCCAGGCCAGAUAGACUAGCGCCUAAAGCAUUUGGCAAGCCUGGAAUCCUGCUGCCCUCGCCCAUACCGACUAACCCAGGAAUGAGUCAGCCACAGUUCCAUUAAAUUCUUUUAAACCCAAAGCCAGAGCCUUAAGCAUCGUGGCAUCACAGUAAGUGGGCCAACCCACUAGGUAAGUGGCCUUUGGGUGGUGCUCUGGGAGUCUUGGGGGCCCAGGCCAACCCUGCUUCCACCUUCGACCCACAGGGCCCCAACUUUGGUUUUCUGGAUGGGAUUUACACAUGACAUAGUUUGCAAAGAAAGCACUCCACAGUAUAAGAAUUU